This is a messenger RNA of Cyclocybe aegerita, 402 nucleotides long. Lineage: Eukaryota; Fungi; Basidiomycota; Agaricomycetes; Agaricales; Hemipholiotaceae. The record is from the annotation of a GenBank genome assembly.
AUGAAAUCGAAAUUCUUCCAUCCCCUCACUCUCCUCUUGGCGGCUGCAUCUGCUGUGUUCGGUGCGCCCCAGAACAUCGACCCUAUUGAAUACUUUAAACUUUUGUAUCUAUGCGAGGACGGCGGGCCUAAUACCUAUGUCGCCGUCCGCUAUCAAGGAAACCAGUACACUACGUUCGAGUACAACCAGUGCUACCCGUACGAAAUAUCCGGAAAUCUGGCGGAGAUGGCGGUCUUCUGCAAGUCUGCGACCUGCUACAAUAAUCCAGAUCCGGACUGUACAGGUGGAGCAGUGCCGCCUGUCCCCGUGCCGGUACCUGCAUUAACGACGCUUGUGAAUGCGGCCGACUGGGUGCAGCUUCUUGGGCAAGGCGCGACCUGUCAGAAAAAUGGCCUACCUUGA